UCCACGUGGCCAGACCGUUCGAGCGAGACGCGAACUAACGACCAGAACUACCAGUGUUCAGGGUACGAAGACCGCUUGCAUUACGUAAUGCUUUUGUAAACAUUUCUAUAUAUUUAUGUUACUUAAUUCAUGAACACUUCAUUAUGGUUACGUCACCAUACCAUUGCAAUUAUAGAGCUAUAUUUAACAAAAUUACUAAAAAAUCAGAUUAGUUCCGUUUCUUUCCGUUAUGGCGUCGAUGACAUUGUUGCGAAGCGCAGGGGUUUGUCCCUAUUUUUAAGGAAUUUCAAUUACCAAAGGGGGAAAAAAGGGAUAUUUUUGUAAUUUUCGACAAAUCUAGGAGAAUUCUAAUUAUACAGUUUUUUGGGGACUUAUAUUAAAAUUCAUUCACGAUCAAUAAAAUAUUUUUUUUAGUGGGGAUUGCACGCCGAUAACCAUUAAAAAUCCGUUGUACGGCCAAAAUUCAAACGAGUUUAUCUAUUUAUUAUUCACGAAAUACAACGUUACUUAUAAUUUAACUGCGAUUCGUAUAAGUCUUUUUAUAAUUACGCAACCAAUAUUACACUAUAGCCUUCCUGACCUCCAGGGAAAUGUAGGGAAUUUUUGGUCAAAAUCUAAGGAACAUUUGGAAUUUCAUCUGGCAACACUAUCGACGUCAACACUCCGUCUGCUCCCUCGGAAAAGACAGACGAUACCUGUGGUUGCACGUGAGAGGUGUUGCCGGAUAAGUUUUCUUUUAUUUACGAAUGGCCCAAAUUUCGAAUGCAUUUUUAACUGGCCGGUUAUAAUUACCGUAGGUAUUCUUACAAGAGCAGACGAGUCGCAUAUUUAUAAGACUCCAUAAUGAAUAAUAAUAUGAAGGUUUUGGACGGGGGGUUGGGAACGGAACUUUCGAAAUUGGGACAGACCAUCGAUGAUCAUCCUCUUUGGAGUGCUUACGUUCUCUUCCAGCACCCAGAUCAAAUUUUAAAUGUCCAUAAAAGCUACUUGAGAAGUGGUGCCGACGUCCUCACUUCUGCCAGCUACCAGGCCGACAUAGAAGGAUUUCAGAAAUAUCUGAAUUUGACGACGGACCGGGCCGAGGAACUUAUUAUGGAGAGCGUUGGAAUUUGUCGACAGGCAUCCGAAGAAGUGACGAAAGAGGAGAGUAUUUCUUCGAAAAACAGUCCAACUUUAGUUGCUGGUUCUGUGGGUCCUUAUGCUGUACAUUUUGCUGAUGGUUCAGAAUAUACAGGAAAUUAUAUUGACAAUAUUACUUGUGAGGAAUUAAUGGAAUGGCAUCGCCCAAGAUUUAAAUGCUUAAUAGAAGCAGAAUGUGACAUUCUGGCACUUGAAACCAUUCCUGCAGAAAAGGAAGGAAUUGCAUUAUUGAAAUUGCUGAAAGAAUUUCCUGGCACAAAAGCAUGGUUAAGUUUCUGUUGUCAGGAUCCACAUUUAACUGCUCAUAAGGAAGAAUUGUCAAAAGUGGUUGAAAAUUGCUUAAGAAUUGCACCUCCCGAUCAGCUGGUGGCCGUUGGAGUAAAUUGCUGUCCUCCGAGUUACGUGGAAUCCCUUCUGCAUAACAUUGGUCAUUUGCCACCAAAUGUGGUUAAAAUUGCUUAUCCAAAUAGUGGAGAAGAAUGGGAAAGCAAAAAAGGAUGGACAAAACAAGCCGAAGAAACACCACUUUCCAGUUACGUACCAAAAUGGAUGUCUUUGGGAGGAUGCUGGUUAGGUGGAUGUUGCAGAACGACUCCGGACGACAUUAAGGACGUAGCGAAAAUCGUACAUUCGUAUUAAAUAUAAAGCAAGAAUACACCAAUUUCGAAAUAAGUUAAAAGUUACGACAGGCGUGGAAUAGGUAGAGAAAAAUUAUUUUUGUUUUUUAUCGGUAAGUAAUUCGUUGUGAAGUUUACACACUUCCAAUUCGAAUAAGUCGUAGAGGAGGAU
This is a messenger RNA of Centruroides sculpturatus (bark scorpion), 1929 nucleotides long. Its product is annotated as homocysteine S-methyltransferase YbgG-like. The coding region runs from base 844 to 1779 and encodes 311 amino acids. Gene Ontology annotation, molecular function: S-adenosylmethionine-homocysteine S-methyltransferase activity. Lineage: Eukaryota; Metazoa; Arthropoda; Arachnida; Scorpiones; Buthidae. The record is from RefSeq and is a predicted model, not a curated record. Gene Ontology annotation, biological process: S-methylmethionine cycle. The transcript is spliced from 8 exons.